Molecule: messenger RNA, 3555 nt
Organism: Orycteropus afer afer
Lineage: Eukaryota; Metazoa; Chordata; Mammalia; Tubulidentata; Orycteropodidae
Source: RefSeq, a predicted model, not a curated record
AUGUGUGAGGUGAUGCCCACAAUCAAUGAGGGAGACCCCCUGGCCCCCCCCCAUGGCGCCGAUGCCGAGGCCAACUUUGAGCAGCUGAUGGUGAACAUGCUGGAUGAGCGGGAGAAGUUACUGGAGUCCCUCCGAGAGAGUCAGGAGACCUUGGCGGCCACGCAGAGCCGGCUCCAGGAUGCCCUGCAUGAGCGGGACCAGCUCCAGCGCCAUCUUAACUCUGCCCUCCCCCAGGAAUUUGCCACCUUAACCCGGGAGUUGAGCAUGUGUCGGGAGCAACUUCUAGAACGGGAAGAAGAGAUCUCAGAGCUGAAAGCAGAACGUAAUAAUACAAGGCUGCUUCUGGAACACCUGGAAUGCCUGGUGUCCCGCCAUGAGCGGUCACUGCGGAUGACAGUGGUGAAGCGCCAGGCCCAGUCACCUUCAGGGGUGUCCAGUGAGGUGGAGGUGUUGAAGGCCCUUAAGUCGUUGUUUGAGCACCAUAAGGCUCUUGAUGAGAAGGUGCGGGAGCGGCUCCGGGCAGCACUGGAGCGAGUCACUACCUUGGAGGAGCAGCUGGCAGGUGCCCACCAGCAGGUGUCUGCCCUGCAGCAGGGGGCAGGGGUUCGAGAUGGAGUGCCAGAAGAGGAGGGGACUGUGGAGCUGGGACCGAAACACCUAUGGAAGGAUGAUGCGGGCCGGGUCGAGGAGUUGCAGGAGCUCCUGGAGAAGCAGAACUUUGAGUUGAGCCAGGCACGGGAGCGACUGGUCACCCUGACAGCAACUGUGACUGAACUGGAGGAGGACCUGGGCACAGCCCGCCGGGACCUCAUCAAGUCUGAGGAGCUGAGCAGCAAGCAUCAGCGGGACCUCCGCGAGGCGCUGGCCCAGAAAGAGGACAUGGAGGAGCGGAUCACCACACUGGAGAAGCGCUACCUGGCUGCCCAGCGUGAGGCCACAUCCAUCCAUGACCUCAAUGACAAACUGGAGAAUGAGCUGGCCAACAAGGAGUCCCUACACCGCCAGUGUGAGGAGAAGGCCCGACACCUGCAGGAGCUGCUGGAAGUGGCUGAGCAGAAGCUACAGCAGACAAUGCGCAAAGCAGAGACGCUGCCCGAGGUGGAGGCUGAGCUGGCCCAGAGAAUCGCAGCCCUCACCAAGGCUGAAGAAAGGCAUGGCAACAUUGAAGAGCAUCUGAGGCAGCUUGAAGGACAGCUGGAGGAGAAGAACCAGGAGCUGGCAAGGGUGCGCCAACGGGAGAAGAUGAACGAGGACCACAACAAGCGGCUGUCAGAUACCGUGGACCGGUUGCUUAGUGAGUCAAACGAACGCCUGCAGCUGCAUCUCAAGGAGCGCAUGGCGGCCCUGGAAGAAAAGGGCCGUCUGUCUGAAGAGAUUGAGAAGCUGCGCCAAGAGGUGGACCAGCUGAAGGGUCGAGGGGGGCCGUUUGUGGAUGGCAUCCACUCCAGGUCGCACAUGGGCAGUGCAGCGGACGUGCGGUUCUCCUUGACCACAACCACUCAUGCACCCCCCAGCCUACAUCGCCGCUACUCGGCACUGCGGGAAGAGCCUGCCAAGGACUGGGAGCCAUCUCCACUGCCUGGGGUCCUGGCCCCCACAGCAACCCCUGCCUUUGACAGUGAUCCUGAGAUCUCUGAUGUGGAUGAGGAUGAGCCAGGUGGGCUGGUAGGCUCUGUGGAUGUUGUCUCCCCCAGCAGCCACUCUGAUGCUCAGACGCUGGCCAUGAUGCUGCAGGAGCAGCUAGAUGCCAUCAACGAGGAGAUCAGGAUGAUCCAGGAAGAGAAGGAGUCCACUGAGCUCCGUGCUGAGGAGAUUGAGACGCGAGUGACCAGCAGUAGCAUGGAGGCCCUAAACCUGACACAGCUGCGCAAACGUGGUUCCAUCCCCACCUCCCUGACGGCCCUGUCCCUGGCCAGUGCAUCCCCCCCACUCAGUGGCCGCUUGACACAGAAGCUUACCUCCCGCAGUGCUGCCCAGGACCUGGACCGAAUGGGUGUCAUGACCCUGCCCAGUGACUUAAGAAAGCAUAGGAGGAAGCUGCUGUCGCCAGUGUCUCGGGAAGAGAACCGAGAGGAUAAAGCCACCAUAAAAUGUGAGACUUCUCCUCCUUCCUCACCCAGGACGCUGCGGCUAGAGAAGCUUGGCCACCCAGCCCUGAGCCAGGAGGAAGGCAAGAGUUCCUUGGAGGAUCAGGGCAGCAACCCCAGCAGCAGCAACAGCAGCCAGGACUCCUUACACAAGGGCGCCAAACGCAAGGGCAUCAAAUCGUCCAUCGGCCGCCUGUUCGGGAAGAAGGAGAAGGGCAGGCUGAUUCAGCUGAGUCGGGAUGGAGCCACGGGCCAUGUUAUCUUAACAGACUCCGAGCUCAGUCUGCAGGAGCCCAUGGUACCUGCCAAGCUGGGGACCCAGGCAGAGAAGGACCGGCGGUUGAAGAAGAAACACCAGCUGCUUGAAGAUGCCCGCAGAAAAGGAAUUCCCUUUGCCCAGUGGGAUGGCCCAACUGUGGUCUCCUGGCUGGAGCUCUGGGUGGGGAUGCCUGCCUGGUAUGUAGCAGCCUGCCGGGCCAAUGUCAAGAGUGGUGCCAUCAUGUCUGCCCUGUCGGACACAGAAAUCCAGCGGGAGAUUGGCAUCAGCAAUGCCUUGCACCGGCUCAAGCUCCGGCUGGCCAUCCAAGAGAUGGUGUCACUGACCAGCCCCUCAGCCCCACCCACUUCCAGGACCUCUUCUGGGAACGUCUGGGUCACCCAUGAAGAGAUGGAAACUCUGGCAACAUCCACUAAAACAGACAGUGAGGAGGGCAGCUGGGCUCAGACUCUGGCCUAUGGGGACAUGAACCAUGAAUGGAUUGGGAACGAAUGGCUGCCCAGUCUGGGGCUACCUCAGUACCGCAGCUACUUCAUGGAGUGCCUGGUGGACGCCCGCAUGCUGGAUCACCUCACCAAGAAGGACCUGCGGGUGCACCUGAAGAUGGUAGACAGCUUCCAUCGAACCAGUCUUCAGUAUGGCAUCAUGUGCCUGAAGAGGCUGAACUAUGACCGGAAAGAGCUGGAGAAGAGGCGGGAGGAGAGCCAGCAUGAGAUCAAGGAUGUGCUGGUCUGGACCAAUGACCAGGUGGUACAUUGGGUCCAGUCUAUUGGGCUUCGGGACUAUGCAGGAAACCUGCAUGAGAGUGGUGUGCAUGGUGCCCUGCUGGCUCUGGAUGAGAACUUCGACCAUAACACGCUGGCUCUGGUCCUCCAGAUCCCCACACAGAACACCCAGGCACGCCAGGUGAUGGAAAGAGAGUUCAACAACCUGUUGGCCUUGGGCACAGACCGGAAGCUGGAUGAUGGGGACGACAAGGUGUUCCGCCGCGCGCCCUCCUGGAGGAAACGCUUCCGGCCGCGGGACCACCACGGCGGCAUGCUCAGCGCCUCCGCGGAGACUCUCCCCGCCGGGUUCCGCGUGUCCACUCUGGGGCCUCUGCAGCCGCCUCAGGGCCCGCCAAAGAAGAUAAUGCCUGAAGCUCACUCUCACUAUCUCUACGGACACAUGCUCUCCGCCUUCCGGGACUAG